This is a messenger RNA of Linum tenue, 1197 nucleotides long. The record is from the annotation of a GenBank genome assembly. NCBI's taxonomy places the organism in Eukaryota, Viridiplantae, Streptophyta, Magnoliopsida, Malpighiales, Linaceae.
GCAAGGUUUGGUCGUCUCCAUUUACAAUUUUUUAGGGCUUUUCUCUCUCUCAACUCUCAAAUCAUUGAAUUUCACCUACUAACACGAGCUCUAAAACGGGAACGGGAGAAAGUAAGAAACCAUCCCAACGGAGAAAUUGGAGCCAAUGUGAUUGGUUCAUUUCAGAGAAUAAUCAUACAACAAAUUCCAAAAAAGGACCUCGUGUCCAACCGAGAGAGCCGCUCUGUUUCUUCCUCGUCACAGCUAUGCCGGAACUCACCAAGCUCUAUUCGAUGCAGGAAGCCUCCGAGCACACCUCCAAGGAAGAUUGCUGGAUCGUCAUUGAUGGGAAGUUUGACUUCUGACAUAAUAUGCCUGGAUUAGAGCAAGCUGAAGUUGGUAGUUGCCUCUUUAUUUCAACCUUUGUAACCAGACGAGUUGUAUGGUGAUGAUGCAUCAGAGAACUACUGUCACAACAACCAAGUCGAGUUACAGUCAGCAGUAGUUCAGGGUUUACGAUGUGAGCUCGUACUUAGAUGAUCACCCAGGUGGAGACGAAGUCAUCCUUCAAGCAACAGGGAAAGAUGCGACAGACGAUUUCGAGGACAUUGGGCACAGCCAAGACGCGAGGGACCAGCUGAAAACCUUCUGCAUAGGGGAGCUAGAUACAUCGACUGCACCACCAGCCAUCCCAGAACUCACAAUUGUCUCCAAAGGCCAGACAUCAUCAGAUACCGUGAAGAAGCUCAAGGACUUGACGAAACAGUACUGGGUUGUACCUGUAGCAGUAGUCGGCAUCUCUGCGGUGGUUGGCGGCAUCUUGUACUCGCGUAAGAAGUAGAAUCCUUCCCUUCUAUGACAACAUCUCUCCAUCACUUUCUUAAAAUGUUGCCGCAACAAAAAUUUUGGAACUACUGCACAAUGAUUAUUUGGAAAGUGGCUCUCGUCUCCACCAUUUCCUGUAGUUUUUACUUUUUACUUUGUUACAGUUCGAUUGUCCAGCAAGAUUGAAUCAUAUGAAUGAGUGCUGAAGAAGCUUUAAUUAUGGUUUGUGAUGGAUCAUUUGAUGUCGGUAUGGUUUCUCUUGUAUUUAGAGGAAGCAUAUACUAAUGGUUGUUGACGCCUAGAUUUGAUUGCAAUUAAUAGUUGGGUGAGCAUCCUGAGGAUUGUUACAGAUGAUAAUUACCAAUUUGGAACUGUGAUAAUAACCUUUCUAUA